Molecule: messenger RNA, 2742 nt
Organism: Diaporthe citri
Lineage: Eukaryota; Fungi; Ascomycota; Sordariomycetes; Diaporthales; Diaporthaceae
Exons: 1
Coding region: 1-2742 (913 amino acids)
Biological process (GO): cristae formation
Source: RefSeq, a predicted model, not a curated record
AUGACCGACCGGGGAUCAGGUAGCCGCCGCGCAGGCAGCGCCCGAGCGCGCAACUCGUCCCGCUCCGCGACCUCGUCGGCACGCUCCUCGGCCGCAUUUGAGCGUGAUCAGGACCAGCACCUGCAGGCGCUCAACCAUCCGUAUCCUAACCGCUAUAACCCCAGCCUGCGCUCCGUUGGGUCGCGCGUGUCCCUCUCGGACCAAUUCGCCACGACCAGGAGGGAGUACGAGUUCGGCUUUGACGAUGGCGCAUCUUUCAUCACGACGGACGCCGAGGUGGAAACGGACCAGGACGACACGCUGACGGGCGCCGGGAGCUUCGACGGCGUCAUUGUCACUCCUCCCGCGUCGUACCGCGGUGCCGGCAGUGCGCCACGGCAGCCUGGGCCGGAGAGAGUGCGUCGCUCGCACUACGAACUGUUGUCACUUCCGGAGGGAGACGAGACGACCGAGAGAGAUAUCCGUCGGGCUUACUUCCGGCUCUGUGAUAUCCUUCGCUCAGAAAGCGUCCCUGCCCAACACCAAGAUCUAGCUGAGCGAUAUCUUGGCCAUGUUCAAGCUGCGUUCGAAACUCUGUGUAGCAAGCACAGCAGGGACGAUUACGAUGCAUCGUUGCAAGACGACGAGCUUGAGGAGAGCACACUGUUGUCUGGGGAUGAGGGUGAGGACGAUGUGAAUGGCGACAUGAAUGGCGACAUGCGACAAGCCAGACGAACAAAUCCUCGACUGGUGCAGGAACUGCGACGACAGCAAGAGCGAGAAUCAACGGAAGUGAGACUGCACCUGGAUGCGCAGUCCAUAAUCACUCCGAGCCACCGUCAACUUGCCCAACAACGCGGCUCACCGACAACUUUGUCCCUCACCCAGACUUCCGUCACUUCUCUUCCUGCCAUCAGCCAAUUCUUGCAACCCAGACUGAGACAGGUCCGAACGGCUCUGGGCGGCGCGACACCUCCAGCCUCGGUGAACUACAACCAAAACGAGCUCUAUUGCACCACACCUACCGUCACCGUCACAUCUUCAAUCUUCGCGACGGAUGUGAGGGACUCCUAUCUUCCUCCUACCAUCGUCUCAGGCCGCCAACAGAGUCCCAGCGCCGACACGUUCCCAAAGGACCGACAGCUGCAAUGGUACUCGUUCUACUUCGCACCAGCCCUCAAUUUCAAGCUCCGACAGGAGCUCUUCAUCAGAGAUGCCGGGUUGUCGGAGGCCGCGCUGAGGCGCACACUCCCAGACGCCGUACUGGAGAUUGAGACCGACGCCGUCAACGCGGCGUCCCUAACCGCGAGGGCCUCACACGUGCUGCGCCUCGACGGCGACGAAGGGGACGGCGACCAGCCCGCCGAGCCGCUGCACACCGAGGCGAGCGUCUCGGUCAGCCGCGCGUGGCCGGCGGCCAGGUACAGGCCGAGGUUUGGGCUCGGCCUGCACAGGCGUGUCGGGGGCCAGAAGGGCGGGACGGUGUUUGCCUGUGCGGACAGCGGGACGCCGUCCCUCUGGGACAGCCUGUCGCCGUCUUCUUUCCUGAACCAGUCCGUCAGGAAACGGCUCGACGGGGACUCGACGGGGGCUUCCUGGCGCAGCUACAUGGACCAGCUCUCGCAGCUGCCGAGUUACUUCAGCCCGCCCACGCUUGAAGUGGGAUACAAGUUCGGUACGUUCUCUGAAGAUACUUUGGGACUGCGUUCCGGCCGUGCUUUCACGAAGCCAGCCGGUAGUGGCCUGCGACGACUCCACGACAGUGUCGGCCUGAGUGGACCAGGCAAGGGGGGAUCAUGGACGAUCUCUGGCGCAUUAACCACUGGCGGAGUGGCUGGAUAUCUGAGGUUCGGGAGAAACCUUCUGUCGUCGCCUGCUGAGCCGGAGCACAACCUGAUCCCGAGUCGGUUGAGAGGCUUACGCUUUGAAGCUGAGUUAUCCACGUACAAGUCCAGGCCGAACAAUCUGCUUGGCAGGGUGCACUCGCUGGGCAGGUCAGAAAUCAGCCAGCUUGCCGUGCGCGGGCUCAAGAAGUUCGGGAAGUCGUCGAAAUUAGGCCUUGAGGUGUCUGUGAACAACAACAGCAGCUGCGUGGUUCUGUCACUGUACUAUUCAACGAGGAACAGCAGGAGCCUCACCGUCCCCUUGGUGCUUCUCCGGGACCAGCCUUCCCCUCACCAGUUCCUCACAAAGGUCCUUCUAUUCGCUGGCUUCCUACCAGCCCUGGCCCUCGCGGCCCUCGACCACUCCCGGGUUCUCCUCUCCCGAGCGGACGCUACGUCCCAAGAGGAGAAGGUUAGGCGCUCACAAGACAUUCAGAAAUAUAUCGCCGCCCGCCGCGCCGAAGCAGACGACCUCGUCACCGUCCUCGCUGAGCCCAUUACUCAGAGGCAGCGGACCCAGCGCGAGCGCGGCGGCCUCGUGAUCCUGAGCGCCAAGUACGGCGUCCUCCUCGACGGCCAAUCCGCCCCGGGGAAGCCCUCCCAACCGCCGCCUGCUGCCGCUGUCGCUGCCGCUGCUUCCAUGGACCUGGGCCCUAGCUGGGCGUCUCCGGAGGAUGUUGCUGACGUGACCGUGGCGCUGGCGGCGCUGGUGGACGACGACGGGACCCUGCGCGUCCCCGAGGGCCUGAGGAAGAGCAGGCUGCUCGGGUUCUGGGACCCCAGGCCCAGGCGGACCAAGUGCCUGUUUGUGAGGUACAUGUUCCGCGGCCAGGAGAGGGUGAAGGAGGUCAUGGGGAGGGACGAGCUGGCGCUGCCGUGA